AUGUCGGAUGAGGAACAGACACUCUUGCCGGAGCCUGCUUCACCUUGUGCCAAUUUCAAUGUCUCAACUGUGAGCAUCAGGGUACACAAACAGUGCGAUGGUCAGCUAAGCGAGCUCCACUUGGAACCCGAAUGCGAGUUGGACAAUGCUCGAAGAGAUAUAUGGCACUUUUGUCUGAACUUUUCAGCCUGGUGGGCCACGUUUUACGCCCAGCCGGUAUUACUCAUGAUCAACUGGGGAGUCGACCAACGUCCCCCAUAUGUUCACUCCAAUCACCCCGACACCAACGUACGCGCCUUGUCGCUUAUGGCCGCUCAACAUUCUCAACUUUCAUACUACGGCUUUGAAUCGCUCAGCAUCAACCACCUGCUCAAGAUGCCGAAUGGCAUGAGAGUCAAGCGGGUCAGGGAGCUGGUAAUGUACUUGAAACGAUGCAGAACCUCCCCCCUGACGUCGCCGGGCCAAUCCCCCCCCGGCGCCCCCGUCAUGCACCCAGGCCACAUCGUCACUCAAGGCAUGUACUGGACUUACAUCAUUCUCCUCUACCGCCCGUAUCUCAUCGAAAUGGGUGGCGGGCCCAAUCUAAUCCCAGAAGCGCUGCAAAGGUGUUUGGAGUGCACGCAGGACAUAGUGGAUAUGGCGCAUUAUAUGGUGGAUCGCCAUGGUGUCGUGAAGGCUCCGCUGUCGUGGCAACACAUCCUGUAUGUCGGAAGUACCAUCCUCAUCUUCAAGUUGCCGGCCUCCCCAACAUCACAGAAGGACAACGUCUAUGGGCACUCGACUCCCUUCGCUUCAUCCAAUAGGCUUUGA
This is a messenger RNA of Cryptococcus wingfieldii CBS 7118, 810 nucleotides long. RefSeq lists its product as hypothetical. The transcript has 6 exons. NCBI's taxonomy places the organism in Eukaryota, Fungi, Basidiomycota, Tremellomycetes, Tremellales, Cryptococcaceae. The record is from RefSeq and is a predicted model, not a curated record. The coding region runs from base 1 to 810 and encodes 269 amino acids.